Messenger RNA from Sycon ciliatum, 2930 nucleotides. RefSeq lists its product as uncharacterized. Gene Ontology annotation, biological process: regulation of DNA-templated transcription. NCBI's taxonomy places the organism in Eukaryota, Metazoa, Porifera, Calcarea, Leucosolenida, Sycettidae. The coding region runs from base 511 to 2001 and encodes 496 amino acids. The transcript is spliced from 3 exons. The record is from RefSeq and is a predicted model, not a curated record. Gene Ontology annotation, molecular function: DNA-binding transcription factor activity, RNA polymerase II-specific; RNA polymerase II cis-regulatory region sequence-specific DNA binding.
AUCCAUCAACAGCGAAUAAGCUGAGGUCGUGAGGAUCAAUGAUUCAGGGUCGUGUCAGUCAUGUAUUUUACAAGCUUUCCAUUGAUGGUUCGGUACUAUUGACUACUGCCUGACGAAAAAAGUCUAGAUUCGCGAAAACGUAAGGCAACUUUCCCUGCUCCCUCUCUGUGGUGCAGUAUGUACUGCUAAGUCCGGUGACACCGCCUUCAGGGUAGCUUUCACGCCAUCACAGCCUGUUUCCGAAACUGUGUCAGAGCAUUUAGAAAAGUAGAUUUCGUCGUUACGAUAUGCAUCGAUGAACACACUCAAGGAGGCCACAUGGCUGGAAGGGAGACGGGUGUGUAGUACGUGUGUGUAAGUGCUCAAUUCUAAAGUGCGGAAAGCAACCGUUUGCCUGCUCCGUCAACAGGUGUGUGGUGAUAGUAGUACAGUGCAGCGGCAGUGCUGGAGCAGAGACCGGCGUUGCCGGUGCAGAGCAGUCACAGUAGUGCUCAAUGCGGCUGGGAGAAGAUGAGCAGCUCACCGCAGUUCAAGACCAAAGCCGGCCUGAAGCGCUCCUACUGUGACCAGUGCGACAAGUCCUUCUCCAGAGGUGACACGCUGAGAUUGCACAAGAAGCGGAUUCAUCCUCCUCGCAUCCAUGUGAAGCCGUUCACGUGCCCGAUAUGCAAGAAGGUCAGCACAGGCGGUUCAUCGUUUGCCAACCACAUGAACAAUGUGCAUCGCAGGACCCAUUUCUAUGACUGUGUGGACUGCGAUGGCUCAUUCACUUACAUCGCAAGCCUGAGGAGACACUACGUGUGUGUUCAUGGAGGACAGGCGUCUCCCGUCACAUGCCAGCCCGGUCAACGAAAACGAGCAGCAUCGGUGCAGAGCGAUAAGAACUGGAAGAAAAGAAAAGCGCAGAUUACUGGUGACAGUGCAAGGAAUGCCGGUGACAGUCCUGUAGCGAGUGCAAGCAGUGCUAGUGGCAGUGAGCGGCAGCACGCUGACAGUGUCAACGCCACCGACGAGGCAAACGAUACCAGCGGGCAGUACAGCAAUGAUGAAGAGCAACAAGAGCAGAGCGCUGACGCUGAUGAUGAAAAAUGGUACAUUGCAUGGACGCUGAUGCAUGCCAACUCAGCUCUUGCGAGUGAUGCACAAGUGAAGUCAACUCCUACUGGUCAGAUGAGCAGCACUAUUGCCAGUGAUCAUGUAGAGAUCUCACUCACACCCAGUACGCCCACAUCGAUGCGCCGUGCCAGCUUGUUCAGCGUUCUGGAGCAGAAGUUUGAGAAGGACAGCAGCAGCAGCAUUGGUUUGUUUGCGUCGCCGGCAUCCGCUUCAAGCCAGGAUACCUCACCAGUGUGCAAAGCCUUGGGCCGUGAUGGUGACAGUAGUAGUCUAGAGCAUCAUAACGUGUCGCACCAUCAGAAACAAAACCAUCGGCAUCACCUCCAGCGACAGCAUGAAGAAGAGGAUGGAGAGCUGCCUCACCGAAUGGUCGCUGACAUCGAAAAGGUCAACGACGACGAUGCCAUGCAAGAAGUAAAUGUUAUCAUCUCCCUUAGCAGUACACAAGAUAGCGAAGAAGAGAGUCCUGCUCCAUCACCUGGCGAAUGUGAUACCAGUGAGCAAAGUAUGACUACUGCUGCUACUGCUGCUAGGCAGCAACCGCUACACGUGUCUCUUCAAGUCGAGGAAAGCGACGAUCCCAGUGCUGCGGUGCCAGAAAGUGCUGGAAAGAAGCCUGGAAUGGGCUUGCCACCAAAUAGUGCUACACGCAGUCCACAGUCACCAGUGGCGAAAGCAGUAGGAAAGCGGUCUGCAGCCACUGUGACAGUGCGACUUAAUAGCAACUUGGAGUGUUUGCAGGAGCAGAAUCAUGAAGCAGCAGCAGCAGCAGCAGUAAAGAAGAGGGCACAGCUUCUUCUGCCUUCGCCGAUUCGAUUCUUCAAAAUGCUGGACAAGAGCGCCGAAAUGGAGGGCGGGGAGCAAUGUGAUGCACCAGCAACAUAGACAAUGCAUUGCGUUAGCCCGAUGUUGAGCAUCUCAGCUGACUGCAGUCAGGUGAACAUGCACCAGGGCAUGGAAAUGACAAUAUCAGUACUUGCCUAUCCUGGACAACACUGCUGGUAAGCUAAAUGACCAGUCAUAAUGAAACUGCUGCCCGUAAGCGGCAUGCAGUGUUUUUCCCUACAACAACUUUGCAUAGCUUUUUUUGUCAUCGGUGCCUGGUAUGCUAUCUACUUACUCGAUCAAAAAUUUUUUUUACCCUCAAUGAUUGUGUUGCCACACAUGCCCACUGGUAUUAUUCCAAUGUGGUUACCAAUGAACAAAUCCACACGAAUAGGCAGAAUGCCUUCUAUAAUUAUUAUUUUGUCUAAAGUUUAGGUGGACCCCCCCCUUUCUUCCUUUCUCUACCAAGCCUUUUUUCCGAUCUGGCCAAUUAGGAAUGUUAAAAAAAAACAUAUUUUAAUUAAGCUGUGAGUAAGAUACCGUUCUCAAAGAAGAAGAGAAAGGACGAAAUGGCGUUGCUCACGCAGCAGACACGGUUCCGAUCACCCCGGCCUCUGAGCCAGCAGAACAAGAGUUGUGUGUGUAUCAGUGCGCCUCGAUCAACUGAACCGCAGGCAUUGCGUGGCUAUACAGUGUACGUCGAUUCAACCGCGUACCGGACAAACCAUUGAACGGCUGGUUUGGAACAUCAGUUAUUACUCUUUUAUAUAUUCGUAUCCCUUUCUACCUUGACGAGGGUAUCAUAUGAACGAUUUUCCGUUUGCUGACAAUUACGCGAUCAUAGUCACAAUUCCAAGCUGAGUAGUAUUGUGUUCAGUUCUCUCUGCUGAAUUGCUAGCAAACCUGAGAUCCCUGGUGUCCUGUUAGCCAUCUUUCCAUCUCCUAUAUGAUUGUGUUCUACUCAACACUGUGUUUCUUCAGCUUCUGAA